Messenger RNA from Rattus norvegicus (Norway rat), 1438 nucleotides. Lineage: Eukaryota; Metazoa; Chordata; Mammalia; Rodentia; Muridae. The record is from RefSeq and is a predicted model, not a curated record.
AUGUCCCGCCGCAAGGCCGGCCGCGUGCCUCGCCGCGUAGACCCGGAGCCCAACGACGACAUGGAGAUGCCUGAUCUCAUCAUUGAUGUGAAACCGGACCGCGACCUGGGGUCCUUGGCACAAGGGCCCUGGUCCGCGAGGGACGUGCCCAUGCCGGGGCUCUUCGAUGUGGAGCGUCGCCUCCAAACCGCCUCGCGCCCACUUGGCGCGCCCAGCACGUGUGCCCCGUGGAUGCCUCUGAGUUCUAUGUCUUCCGACCGCCAGCCCUGGACCGACAAGCACCCAGAUCUGUUGACCUGCGGCCGCUGCGGGAAGAUCUUCCCAUUAGGGUCCAUCACCGCUUUUAUGGAUCACAAAAAGCAAGGCUGUCAGCUCCGUCAAAUCUCCGACCCCAUCUCAGAAUCCAAAGAGCUGAAGGCUCUGAGCUGCCUCCAAUGUGGCAGACAGUACACCAGUGCUUGGAAGUUGCUGUGCCACGCCCAGUGGGACCAUGGGCUAUGCAUCUACCAGACACAACAAUUGGAGACCCCAGAGGCUCCGUUGCUGGGCCUGGCUGAGGUGGCUGCAGCCAUGUCAGCAGUGGCAGUGGUGGGGCCAGUUGAGGACAAGCCCCCUUCAGUGAGUAGCGCUGCCCGGCGGAGCCCUACCUGCUUCGUGUGUAAGAAGACCCUCAGCUCUUUCAGCAACCUCAAGGUCCACAUGCGUUCCCACACUGGUGAGCGACCCUACUCCUGUGACCAGUGUUCCUAUUCCUGCGCUCAGAGCAGCAAGCUGAACAGACACAAGAAGACCCAUCGGCAGCCAACGCCUGGGAGCCCCUCCACUUCUGCCAGUAGCCGCGAAGUCUCCCCAGCAGCCCCUCCUGAACCAGCUGCCUAUGCAGCUGCUCCAGCCAGCACUCCCCCAUGCCAGAAUGUGGAGAAGGCUGGAGCUGCCGCCACAGCCGGAAUUCAGGAACCUGGGGCCCCUGGCAGUGGGGCUCAAGAGAGUCCAGGUUUUGGUGGCUGUGGAGCCACUGCCAAAGUAGAGAGGACGGACUCUGUAAAGAUGGAGAAGACAACACCCAGGAAGAGUCACCGGGCUGGGGGCAAGUGUGAGUUCUGCGGGAAGUCCUUCACCAACAGCAGCAACCUCACGGUGCAUCGGCGAUCGCACACUGGCGAGCGGCCCUAUACCUGUGACCAGUGUUCCUAUGCCUGUGCCCAGAGCAGCAAGCUCAACCGCCACCGCCGCACACACGGGCUGGGAACUGGCAAGACUGUGUACAAGUGCCCGCACUGCCUCGUACCCUUUGUCCUGCAGGCCACGCUGGACAAGCACCUGAGGCAGAAGCACCCGGAGAUGGCCUGAGAUGUUCUGUACAGACAGGUGUUCCUCAGCAAGAGGACACGGCCAGCACUUAGCCAUUCUUUUGUGUAAAUAAACCAUCUCCUAUUUA